ACUGAACAUGCGCAGUUCGCUUUUCUCUUUGGCAGCCACAACAACAUACUGAAGCGAAGCAGCCAGUCUCGCCCCUCCGCUCUCAGCAGCAGCAGCAGCAACAGCAUCAUCGUCCCCGCCGGGUCCGGGUGGCAGAGAGGAUGGUUCAGCGGAAAAGGAGUCGGGGAUGCGAAUGACAGUGAUGUGAUAAUGGCCCUCGAUAUACGAAGGUUCUUGAACGUGCGACUGGCCUGACCAAGUGAAACGACCGUGGCAGGAAAACAGUGAACCAUGUUGCUCUAAGGUGUGACCUGCGGUGAACGGGGGAGGAGGCGAAGGAGGAGGGGGGAAGGAGGCAUAGGUGGGCAGGAAGAAAGGACAGCAGACGGGCAUCUGCCACAUCUCCCUGUAGGUGGCCCUUUAAAAGCUCAAAGCCAUGGGCAACACAGCCACCAAGUUCCGAAAGGCGCUGGUAGGAGGCGACGAGGCCCUGGCCUGGCAGCUGUAUGAAGGUAACCCUCAGUUCAGGGAAGGCCUGGACCCAAAUGCAUCGUAUGGAGAGCAGUACCAGCACAAUACGCCUCUGCACUAUGUCUGCCGCCACGCUAUGACUCGUCUGCUCAGGUCCUUUCUAUUCAGUAAAGAGGGGAACCCCAACAAACGCAAUGUCCACAACGAGACCUGCCUCCAUGUGUUGUGCCAAGGCCCGCAGAUCCUGCUGCUGUCAGAGGGAGCGCUGUCACCUCGACUGGCCCGACCCCAGAGGGAUGAGCAGCGUCGCGCAGACUGCCUGCAGAUGAUCCUGAGCUGGACUGGAGCCAGGCUGGAGGGAGGCCAGUAUGAGAAGGCUAAUGUCAACGCCACCGACAAUCACCACAGCACCUGUCUACACUACGCCGCCGCCGCAGGCAUGAAGAGCUGUGUGGAGCUGCUAAUUCAGAGCGAGGCGGACCUAUUUGUUGAGGAUGAGGACAAGUUGACGCCGUGCGACCAUGCCGAGCGGCAUCACCACACCGAGCUGGCCCUCAGCCUGGAGUCACAGAUGGUUUUCUCCUCCUCUUCAGCUCAGCAGUCAAACACAGAUGCACAUGCUGAAACAAACCUGCUGCAGUACAAAGAGCCUUAUGAAGGACUGAAGCUUCAGGACCUGCGCAGGCUAAAGGAUAUGCUGAUCGUUGAGACGGCAGACAUGCUGCAAGCCCCCCUCUUCACCGCUGAGGCUCUGCUCCGAGCACAUGACUGGGACAGAGAGAAGCUUCUGGAAGCCUGGAUGUCUGAUGCUGAGGGCUGCUGCCAGCGCUCAGGUGUGGCCAUGCCUACCCCGCCGCCUAGUGGAUACAACGCCUGGGACACCCUGCCCUCACCUCGCACGCCGAGGACCCCUCGCUCACCCCUAACACUCACCCUCACCUCCCCGACCGACAGCUGCCUCACACCUGGAGAGGAGGGCCUUUCCACGUGUGGAAUCUGUCUCUGCUCCAUCUCAGUGUUUGAAGAUCCAGUGGACAUGUCAUGUGGACACGAGUUCUGCAGAGCAUGCUGGGAAGGGUUCCUCAAUGUUAAGAUUCAGGAGGGAGACGCGCACAACAUCUUCUGUCCAGCAUAUGAGUGCUAUCAGCUGGUCCCUGUGCACGUGAUCGAGAGUGUGGUUUCCAGAGAGAUGGACCAGCGGUAUCUGCAGUUUGACAUCAAGGCGUUUGUAGAGAACAAUCCCGCCAUCCGCUGGUGCCCUGCAGCGCGUUGUGAGCGAGCGGUGCGGCUUACCCGACCGGGCCCCGGGGACAGUGACCCUCAGAGUUUCCCAUUGCUGCCCUCCCCAGCUGUCGAUUGUGGCAAGGGUCACCUCUUCUGCUGGGAGUGCCUUGGCGAGGCCCAUGAGCCAUGUGACUGUCAGAUGUGGAGGAACUGGCUCCAGAAAGUGACAGAGAUGAAGCCUGAGGAGUUGGCAGGUGUGGGUGAAGCCUAUGAGGAUGCUGCUAACUGCCUGUGGCUGCUGACCAACUCCAAACCAUGUGCCAACUGCAAGUCGCCCAUUCAGAAGAAUGAGGGCUGCAACCAUAUGCAGUGUGCCAAGUGUAAGUAUGACUUCUGUUGGAUCUGUCUGGAGGAGUGGAAGAAGCACAGCUCGUCAACAGGAGGCUAUUACCGCUGCACUCGCUACGAGGUCAUCCAACAGCUCGAGGAGCAGUCCAAGGAGAUGACUGUAGAGGCAGAAAAGAAGCACAAAAGUUUUCAGGAGCUGGACCGUUUUAUGCACUAUUACACUCGCUUCAAGAACCAUGAACACAGUUAUAAGUUAGAGCAGAAGCUGCUGAAAACCGCUAAAGAAAAGAUGGAGCAGCUGAGCAGAGCCUUCAUUUGCCGUGAAGGUACUCCUCCAGACACGCGUUUCAUUGAGGACGGUGUGUGUGAGCUCCUGAAGACGCGUCGUGUGCUGAAGUGCUCUUACCCUUACGGCUUCUUCCUACAGCAGGGCAGCACCCAGAAAGAGAUAUUUGAGCUCAUGCAGACGGAUCUGGAGAUGGUUGUUGAGGAUCUGGCCCAGAAGGUUAACCGGCCGUACCUGAGGACACCCUGCCACAAGAUAAUCAGCGCCGCCCGUCUGGUGCAGCAGAAGAGGCAAGAAUUCCUGGCAUCGGUGGCCCGUGGCGUUGCUCCAAAUGAUUCCCCGGAGCCUCCACGCAGAAAUUACCCCGGAGGAUCGUGGGACUGGGAGUACCUUGGAUUUGCCUCACCUGAGAUGGGGAGUCGUCACUCUGUGCUGGGAGCAGGAGAUCAAAGAGACAGACAGUCACAGGAUUAUGCUGACAUUCAGUACCGCCGCAGACACAGGCCACGGCGCAGAGGAGAUAUGCUGAGUCUGCACAACCUCAGAAGCAGCAGCAAUACGCCAGAGACCAGCAGGAGGAGUGACAACACAGAAGGUCCAGAGAGAGGCGAAAGUCGCAGGAGAGCACUAGGCUCGCUGGAUGAAGACGACCCAAACAUCCUCCUCGCCAUCCAGCUGUCCCUGCAAGAGUCCCGCAGAGAGCUGAGCCUGGAGGGCGGCCUGGAGAGAGGGAUGGAAGGACGUGUGGAGCUCGUCUGUGGACUGGACAGAGGUCAGGAGAGGAGGGCGGGUGCUGUGGUAGACAUGGGAAGUGUCGCUUUGCACUCUCUCAACACGGACGGUCCUCCCGGGGCCAGAGGCCCCUCCUUCCCCACCUCUCUCCUGGAUCCUCCCCGACCCCCUAACAGGACAGACUCCACCUCCCAACCACCUGCGUCGAACUCCCUCCCCCUCCCUCCCCCACCUCCCUCUCUCAGUGCAGAGCUGCUGGAGCUGGGAGACAGCCUUAUGAAACUGGGGAACAUAACCACUCCUUACGACCUGGACACACACACACAGGAGCAGCUGUGCUCACACCACACAUACAACCACAGUACACUCACCGCCCCUUACAGCAUCGAACCGGCGUUUAGCGACUGCAGCCAUAGACCUGAUCAGACUGUACUGACCGCUCCAUAUGUGCUUGAACAUAUCACCAUCACAGACCCUCGCUACGACAGCAAAGAGCAGAGCUAUUGCCACUCCAGUGCUCAUUUAACUGAGGCUGAGCACACUGCCUCCUGUGCACUUGAACGCACCCAAAACCCCGCCCAUCAAAGUUCCUACAACCGGGAACACGCAGCCAUGUACGAAGGCCAGCCAAAACCAGAAAGCUCUCACAACCCCCGCCCAGAACACGGUAGCCCUUACACUCAGGAGCGUACUGUCGCCUGCGCUCUCGAACGCCCUACCAAACCAGACCCCCAACCCCCUGCCCAGUUGUGCCUCCCAUCUCCAGAGCUCGAGCCGGAGUUUCUGCUUUCCCCGGUGAUUCCACCUGGGGGCCCUUUCACCCCCAGUGAUCCUCAGAGCCUGGAAGCCCUGGACCCCACUGCCAGUGCCCAGCUGCUGGACAACAUCAUGGCCUGGUUCAACAACAACAUCAACCCCCAGAACAACCCGCAGAGCCUCGCCCUCAUCCCCUCCCCACCCACCACAGAAUCCGACUCUUCUCCAGACACACACACUGAGACUGAGACUGAGAGCCAGACUUCUAGAGACCCAACCCCUGCUCCUGUCUGGCAGCCCCUGGAGGGCGAGCCAGAGGCAGAAAGAGGGUCAGCGAGUCCCCAUCAAGGUGCAGCCGGCUUAGAGGGACUGAAAGCGCCAAGACCGAGCACCCUGGAGCUGGAAAACAGAGAGGUUGGUGAGGGGGGUGUGGACGCAGGGUGUGUGGCUGACCUGUCGCUGGACGAAGCACACACACACCCUUGCCCACACUCCCAUCACGGAAACAGUCCUGCACACACUGCCCCAGCCACAGAGAGAGACUUAGACCUCAUACUUCAGCUAGAGGGGGACCAAUCACCUGAGGAGUGGGAGGAGCAAGUGCACCUGGUGUGACAGCAGCAGAGCUACAUAGAAAAAAGGCUGAGCAAAGUACAAAAAAGAGAGAGAGAAGAAGGAGAGAGAGUAAAGAGAGAAAGAGAGAGAGAGAGAGAGAAGGUGAAGAUAGAAAUUGAGAUGAACGCAGAAGAUGGAAAAUGUAGUUGAAGCCUCAAUGAAAGAUGUGGGUCUUGAGGGGUCGGGUGUUUACUGUGUGUAUUAUACUGUAUGUAGAGAGGACAUUAAGACCUGCAGACUUUUUCCAGUAAAGAUGAUGUCAUACGCAGUUUUUUUAAGUGCUUUUGUCUGCUCUGAUAAAGGCAGACAAAUUAUUCUUUGAAACAAAUGAGUGUUUAAAACAGAGUACAUCAAUGGAAAGCUACUGAUAUCGUAACUCAUAAAAUGCUGCACGUUUUUGUUUCCUUUUUUUAUUUAUUCCCCAGCCGCCUCCUCCUCCUCCUCCUCUGUUUGUGCCCUCAGUUUGUCCAGGGUGAAGUUUUGGUGCUGAUCAUGCUGAAAGCCGAACUUGCCUCCUUUUAGCCACAACAAAGUGACCCAGCCGCGAGCCUGUUCACAGCUCCCAGAGCCAAAUACAAUGAUAACUGUAAUCUCGGAGCUGGUUUAGCGUACUGUACAAUCAGAGGGCCUGAUUCUGAUUUUUGGACCUUCAUGCACACUGUGCCUGCUUUGAUUGAGAGCUAACACACUACUGAAUUGUCCUAGGCUGAAAAAAACAACUGAACACCUGUAAACGUCAGAACAACAUGCCUAUAACAGCGAUUACUCUGUUACACCACAAAGAGGAAAAGUUGUCUUGCACAGAGAGGUCAGAGGUCAGCCUUGUUUACUGAGCAGCACCUGUUGAGUUAGUGAGAACUGGAAACUGGGUGUAUUGCUUGAAGAAGCUUCAUCAUCAUGGGUGCUUGUUUUACCACUCACCACACCAUCAUGCUACUCUGUCAAAAUAAUGUUCUACCUUCAUCAGAAACUCAUUUUCAUCCAAAUUCCUGUUUUAUAGUUGCUUUGGCUCAGUUUUCACAAACAUGCAAAACUCCUAAAAUAAUCUAAUAACUGCUUUAGCCUUAAAAAUGACUCAAAAUGCAACAUGGAAAUAUCUUUAUUCAUUUCAAUAGAGAAUCCCAAAGUUGAAGUGAUCACUGCAGUGUUGUAUUGUGUUCUCAAACUAUGCUGUCAAUCUGAAAGUAUUCAGCCAUCAUUCCCUCAAGAUCACUCUCGAAAGAUUGACUUUUGAAAAGCAUUUAUUGUGUUCAUUAAAUUAGAAGGAUUAAUCUAAUUUUAAAAAAUGAGUACAUGAUUCAGCUAGUAGGAAUCAACAAAUUAUGAAAUUAUCUUAAUUUCGUUAAACAAUAUUUUUGUCAGAUGGAAGAAAUAGAAAUUAAAUAUGCUGAUCCUGAUUAUACUUCAGGAAAUGCUCACAUUAAAACAAGUCAAAUAUAGAUUGUAAAUCUCCACUGCAUCCCCUUAAAACAGAUCCCCCGAGGGGACACAGGCAGAUGAAAAAUACAAUAGUUUCAGGUACGCAUGGAAACUAACUUCAAUAAUUCAGUCACCGGUAAAUUUAAUACAAAUUACACUACUAUAUUACUGUAAAACAUUUAACAUUACUCGAUAACAUGAAUUACUGUGAAAGACACUCAGAACAUGGAAUAGUUUUAAAUGCAACGUCCUUUUUACCCUCCUUUCCAAAUAUUUUUUUGGAGAGAGACGAGGGACGUUCUCAGCAGGUUAAUAUUAAAAUAAGGACAAUGUGCAGACACGUGUUGCAUUCAUUCACUGAUUUUACAACAGGUGUCUGUAUUCUAAGUGAUACUAUGUUGUGUCUCUUUGCACAUUCAAACUCAGCCAAAGCAAUCAGACAAUAUCCUAUAAAAAAAACACGUGAAGUUUAUUUAAAUCGUAGCUUUUAUCCACUACUGAUGGCUAGCACAGAGUGCUGGUGACAGGAGCUGGGAGGGUUUUUACUGUAAUUUUUCCUUUUUAUUCCUUCAUAAAAAGAUGAAAUAUCUUCAAGUUGAGACCAGAAUCAUUUGGUCUGUGUGCCUUUUUGUUUGUAUUUGUUUAUCUGUUCCUAUUUAUUAGUGUCAUGACUAUUGAAACUCAUGAAAGAAGAGUUGUUUAUGAAAGAUUAUAGAGGAGAACGCCACACGGAGAGAUUUUUGAUGCACAUUAGUUUUGUUUUCCCCUUACUGCCCCAUGAUUAUCUCACUCUGCCUGAAAUCCAGAGAUUCUUUUGGCCGUUUUACUGGAUUAAAAACAGCUUGAAGCCACAUGAAAAAUUGAUUUAUUAUUUUUAUCUUUUGAAUCCGCUUUUGAUUUUAAUUUUUUCUUGUAAUGUUGUUGAGCCAAACUUCUUUGCCCAGCUGUAAUGUUUACAAGAAAGUUAAACACUGCCUGCUGUGUUUGAAAUAUGAUUUGGUGCUUUGCGGACUGAAAUGAUAAUUAUUGGAGUGUUUUGAUAUUCUUUAAUGAUAGACCAAACAUAUGUAGAUUGAUCCUGUCUAAAAGAAACUGGAUUUGUUUAAAUGUUUCCCUCUGUUUCAUAAAAGCUUCCAGUUAUGCAGAAUUUGAUAUGCAAUCAAAAAUGCAUCUCUGAUAUUGAUAUAGUUUGAAGAUUGGUUAAAGUGCUCCAGUGAAGUGAUCUUGACUCUUAGUACACUGAAGAACCCCUCUUUUUCUGUGUAUUUAGCAUUCAUCUGUGAAGGUGCUGGACAGUCCGUAGGUGCUGAUGAAGACAUUUCAUAACCAUCGCCUUCUGAGAUGUGACGUCCCAGAUAUUUCAGACUUUGGUCCCUUAGAAGUGGUGUGUUAACAGGACUGAACACUUUAAGUUUUGGCGGCAUGGCUGAACCAGGAUACACACUGAAAGCACCAAGUCUUUGAGGUCUUUUAAUUUGCACACGCAUGCUUUUAUUGUGUUUAACUUAUCAAAUGGGGAGUCAGAUAGAGAGGACUGAUGAGUGAGGCUUAUUAUUAAUAUAUUUAUCUUAAUUUUGUUUUCCUGAUUUAGAUUUUAAUUUAUGGUGUGCCAUUUUGUACUCCAUAUUUAAUGUUUUUACUUUGAUGAUCCCUCAGCCAACCACUUCAGAAUUUAAAAGAAAUGAAAUUGCACUCUCAUAGAUUAUACUUGAUACAUUCCCGUGGGUCCAUAAAGGAGGUUUGAUGUGCAGCCAAAAUUGUAAAUGAAAGUCUCAGUGCAAAGUUUACUCUCAAUAAAAAGAGCUGAAAGUGUG
Messenger RNA from Notolabrus celidotus (New Zealand spotty), 7644 nucleotides. RefSeq names its product ankyrin repeat and IBR domain-containing protein 1-like. Gene Ontology annotation, cellular component: cytoplasm; ubiquitin ligase complex. The transcript is spliced from 21 exons. Gene Ontology annotation, molecular function: ubiquitin protein ligase activity; ubiquitin conjugating enzyme binding; zinc ion binding. Bases 416 to 4411 code for a protein of 1331 amino acids. Gene Ontology annotation, biological process: protein polyubiquitination; positive regulation of proteasomal ubiquitin-dependent protein catabolic process; ubiquitin-dependent protein catabolic process. NCBI's taxonomy places the organism in Eukaryota, Metazoa, Chordata, Actinopteri, Labriformes, Labridae. The record is from RefSeq and is a predicted model, not a curated record.